Messenger RNA from Contarinia nasturtii (swede midge), 2994 nucleotides. RefSeq lists its product as uncharacterized. The record is from RefSeq and is a predicted model, not a curated record. The coding region runs from base 15 to 2666 and encodes 883 amino acids. Lineage: Eukaryota; Metazoa; Arthropoda; Insecta; Diptera; Cecidomyiidae. The transcript has 12 exons.
CAGUGUUUAAAAAAAUGAAACAUUUAAUUGGAGAUUUUUAUAUGAAAAGUAAUAAAGCGAAUGAGCAGUGUGGAAAAUCAAUGGAUCAAAAUAAAAUCGAUAUGUAUCUCAUAACUCCUGUUCGUGAUCGUAAAACAUCUGAUCGUAAACGAGUUCCAAACGCCGAAGCUUACAGCGCAGAAUAUUUUAAGUCAAUUGCAAAAAAAAUUAGUGCAGCUGACAUUAUUGAAAGCAGCUCAAAUUCAAAUGAAUCGGCACAAUCAGAUAUCAGUAGAAACGUUAUAUUGUCUCGUAAAUUAGAGAAAAUGGAACUAAAACAGCGCGAAAAACAGCAGACUUACAAAGAUUUAUAUUCAAUCGAUGGUACACCAUAUAUCAUUGAGAAAAACGAAAUAAAUUUCAAGACUAACGAAAUUAUAAAGAAAAUCACCAGUAAAUCAUCUGUAAUUGAUUUUACCUGUGCUGGUCAUGAGAAAUCAUUUUACAAUUGGAUACUUGAAAAACGUAAUUGUAAAAAAAUGAAUGAUAACAGCUGUUUGCCAUUUAUUGAUCCGGAGAUGAUCAACAACAACCGAAAACCUAAUUUAAAUCUAAUCAAUUCCGACAUGAAAGAUCCACAAAGUUCUAUACAAAGACCAAGUUCGAGCUGCAGCAUAGUUUAUCAUUCUGUCGAUCGUUAUGGAAUUCCAUUCACAAUGAUUAAUAAGGCAAAGAAAUAUCAGGAGAAAAUGGAUAUUCAAAAAAAUAUCUUAAAGAAAGUGCGUCGUGCACAUAUGGGCUGCAAUCAACCGCCGUCAAAUGAUGAUUCAUCCGACGGCGACAGCGUUCAAAAUGUUAAACGGCUUGCUUUAGUUCGUACGCCAUAUUUUUUGCUACCAACCAUAAAACGGAAUUGUGUACGUCGAAAAGAACGAUUUCGAAACAAAUAUCUGCGAAAUAGUCGUUUAAAUCGCAUCAACUGCUUACUAUAUCGAAAAUUAAAUCCUAAACUCAAUGAUAAUCCAAUGUUGGCUACAACAAUUUUAGAGAAACAUUUUUCAAUACCAAAAACCGAACAUUUGAUUGAAAGCGAACAUAAAGAUUCAUUGACAUCGUCGAACCCAAUCAGACUUAAACUUUGUUCGAUUAUUAAUUCAAAAUACACCGAAGUAGAACGAAUCAAUAAAUUUCAUGAAAGAAACACUCCAAGAUUCGAAAUAUUCAAUAAGCAUGUAACGAAUACGUUUGAAAGUGUACUGCCAUCGGACAAUGAAAAAAUCAUUAAGAAAAAGUGCAACGAUCAAGGCAUCAACGAUGAAUACAUAUCGCAUAAACUGUUUAAGCGUAAAAAACAAUUUCGCACCUGGAAACUUGAUGAAAUUGAAGGACCACUCUACACUGAUCCAUUUUUAAUUGAUAAAACUGAAUGCGGAAUGCGUGCGAAAUUUUAUGGAAAACAUCGGUAUUACAAAAGUUUGUUGAAAACUAAAUUUGGUUUGCGGAAACGCCUAGAGAUAAACGAUGAGCCAUGUAUUUUGGAGAAAAUUGGUGCAAACGAUGAUCCGAAUAAUCCCAUUUUUCCAACGAAUUGGGACACUCAUUAUGUACAUGACAUGCGUCGUCGACGCACUAAAACACAAUUCUGCGUUAAAUCUGAUUGCUCACAACUGAGGGACAUCUUUCGAAAGAAUUUUCUGAUCUAUUAUAUACAAGAAAGUAUUUACGAUUUGAAAAGCCGUCAGAUUUCUGAAGACUGCAUUACAAGGAACGUUGAAGUUUUUGGACAAAAAUGUCACAAAUUAUUUAUCGGAUGGUCGGAAGAUGCAUAUGAAAAAUUAAUCGAGAAAAAUAAGACAUUUCGAGAGUUACAAUCGAAUAACAAAAUAAUAUGGGACCAAUAUUAUAACACCGUGGAUACUUAUAACAAACUAAAAAAAGAUGUGUCUCUCAGCGAAUAUCGAUGGAAAUUCAUCUAUCGAAUUGAAAACUAUUAUCAUAUGCUGAUGGACUUGGAUCGACGGCAAAUAAGUGAUUCGACAAACUUUGAUACUAAAAGUAAAUUAGUUUGUCCACGCGAUGCCAUCAAAUGCGCAAAGAACAGCAAUUUUAUUCAGCCCACUUCAAAACAAUUGAAAAAUAGUGUGAAAAUGUUGCUGGACAAAUCCUUUGGUGAACUUAAUGAAAACAACAAAACAAUGUGGUUGUUCAAAGAUUUCCAAUUAAUGUAUAAAACGUUAAGAGACAAGAUAAAUGAGUAUGAAAAGCAACAAGCAGAAAAAGUUGAAAUAUUUGAAAGAAAGAUGAAUUUAUGUGUAACACGCACCCAAUGGUUACGUAAAAACGGCGAGCAUAUGCUGACGAACGUCCUUUCGAAGGGAUUUUCAAAUUCACAUAAUCAAAAGGUGGUGGGAACAGUGAACGCAUUAUACAUGCGAAUCACAGAGAAAGUGGAAACAAAUCAACAAUUUGUGAAAAAUAUUAAAGACUCAAAUAAUUUCCGUCUCAUUCAUAAACAUUUAAUGGAACUUUUACAGAUUUUGGACAAUAUUUCGACGGAUAUUUUGAUUAUUUGCCGAGAUAGAGUUCGAAAAAAAUAUUUAUUCAAAGAUAUGGAAUCAAAAAAAGCGAUUUUAGCACAGAAUCGCUUCGAAAUUCUCAAAAAACAAAUAAAAAAUCAGUUUGUAUAAUGGCAUACACACGCAAUAAUUACAGUAUAUAAAACUCAAUAAAUAACGAUGAUAAUUAGUAAAACAAAACGUAUUAAUUUCAUGAAAUAGGUGGUAAUGUGAGGUGGAAAUGUGUAAAUUAAAUUCGAAUUGGCAUCAGGGUAAUAUAGGGCAGAAAGCGUUUCAAGCCACGCUUCUGCACAUAAGGCGCACCAGUUACGUAUUGCAUUCAAAUCUGUUCCGCGCGCACACACACUACACGGAACAGUUCCGGUAUAUUUGCUUAUAAAACUUUGUAACGCCCCUCAGAGGGACGAUUUCAUUUUUUAUCUCGCUCACCCAACAAAUG